Corticium candelabrum is the source of this 1658-nucleotide messenger RNA. RefSeq names its product E3 ubiquitin-protein ligase ARIH2-like. The transcript has 16 exons. Gene Ontology annotation, cellular component: cytoplasm; ubiquitin ligase complex. Gene Ontology annotation, biological process: positive regulation of proteasomal ubiquitin-dependent protein catabolic process; protein polyubiquitination; ubiquitin-dependent protein catabolic process. Gene Ontology annotation, molecular function: ubiquitin conjugating enzyme binding; ubiquitin protein ligase activity; zinc ion binding. Bases 29 to 1474 code for a protein of 481 amino acids. The record is from RefSeq and is a predicted model, not a curated record. Lineage: Eukaryota; Metazoa; Porifera; Homoscleromorpha; Homosclerophorida; Plakinidae.
UAGCGCGCGUGCCCACACGCGGCGAAUAAUGUCUGAUCCCGCAUCUGACGAUACGGCAAGCGACUAUGAGGACGAUGAGAACGGCUGUGAUCUCGACUACUAUGCAUAUCAAGAUGACGGCGAUGUAGAUGAACAUGACGGGUCUUCAAAGGGGGACGAGGAAGACCCUGAAGCGUUUUCCUUCUCUUGCCUCACGAAAGCGAAAGCUACUGCCGUUCUAGAACAGACAGUAGAGAAAGUAGCAGGAGAACUAAAGGUAACAACAGAUGCUGCGAGGUUGCUUUUGAAGAAAUUUAAGUGGGACGAAGAGUCACUGAAAAGGAGGUUUACUGCCGACAGAAGACAAAUACUGUUGGAGGCUGGUCUCAUACCUCGCAAUAAUGUCAAACUUGAUGGAUUGUUUCCUGAUACUUGUGACGUGUGUGAUCAAUCGCGUAAACAGGAUGAUAUGUUUAGUCCUGCUUGUGGUCAUAGUUACUGUAAGAUAUGUUGGAGUGACUAUAUCAAAGCCCAGCUGGAUGAUGGACGAUCCACAACUAUUGAGUGUAUGAGGUGUUCCGUCAUGAUAAGCAGCUCAGCCUCAAUAGAGCUGUUACUUCUUACUCCGGAAUUGCGACAAAAAUACCACUCAUUUGCAUUAAGAGACUGUGUAGAAGCACAUCCGAGGCUUCGUUGGUGUCCUGGUGUUGACUGUGAUUUUAUCAUUCAGGCUCCUGUGUCUAGUGCAAGAAAAGUGCAAUGUCACAGCUGUUCAACUAGUUUUUGCUUUUGUUGCGGAGAUGAAUAUCAUGCUCCUGCUGAUUGUAUAACAAUACAGCAAUGGUUGCAUAAGUGCAAAGAUGAUUCAGAGACGGCGAAUUACAUUCGAGCUAAUACUAAAGACUGUCCUCGUUGUCAAGUCUGUAUUGAAAAGAAUGGUGGAUGUAAUCACAUGGUAUGCGGGAAGUGCCAUCAUGAAUUCUGUUGGAUGUGUGUGGCAGAUUGGCAAUCUCACAAUAGAGAGUAUUAUGAGUGUAGUCGUUAUAAGGCUGAAAAUGAAUCUUCAGGUGCCAGUGCAAAGAGCAAAGCACGAGAAGCUCUCAAUCGCUAUCUCUUUUACUUUGAAAGAUGGGACAAUCACAGGCGCAGUUUGAAAUUGGAGAAUGACAUGCGGGAAAAGAUUAAUGCACAAAUUGAUGAAAAAGUCAAGCAAGGUGAAGGCACAUGGAUUGACUGGCAAUAUCUGAAAGAUGCAUCCACCUUAUUACUGAAAUCUAGAUACACUCUACAGUACACAUACCCAUUUGUUUAUUUCAUGAAUGGUACAGGCAAAGAGUUGUUUGAGUAUCAACAAGCACAGCUGGAACGAGAAAUUGAAGAUUUGUCUUGGAAGAUUGAGCGAGCAGAGAGCACAUCAAGAGGGGACAUUGAGAAUCAGAUGGCAAUCACUGAGAAGCGGCGACUCACUCUACUGAAGGAUCACAUAAGCAACUAGCAAGCACACAUGCAUAGAGGUCAAUAUACAGCAAUACUGACUGUACUUCAGAUUUUAUUUUGUGUUGAUGAACUUAAUGAUAAGAUUUAAUCAACUUUGCAUGUAAAGAAUCUCAUAAGAUAUUUGAGUGCACAAGCACGUAGCCUGUUCAAUGUUCAUAGUACAAUACAAUUGUAUCACUAGA